AUGAAUUAUCUGGCUUCCAUAGCAGCCUUUGUUUUUGUGCUUUCUUGUAUCUCCAUGGGUAAGUAGAAAUCGAUUCAUACCAAUUUUUUCUCAUGGCUUAUGAUAUUGAUUUGUUGUAUCUCCUUCGAGUAAAAAGGUGAUGACAGAAUUGAAAAGAGGAACUAGAAGAGACUUUAAGUUACCGAUCCCGAUUCUUUUUCUUGCAAGUUCGAAAUAUACUUUCUUUGCACACGAAAAAAGGGGGCGAAGUGAUACGGAAAUGACUAGCCAAAUUUGGUCAAAUUUAGCCAUUAUGAAACACAAAAAAACAAAAUUGAGAAAAAUAUAAAAUAACUGAAAGAGUAUCUCAAGACAAGAGAAGGAAAGCAGCAAAAUAAUAAUAAAAAAAAGGCACAUGUGGACAAAAUUAAGGGUGCCUUUUUUGAAAACCUUCCGGUUUUUCAGUUUUUCAGAGGUUUGUUCAGUUCUAAACUUUGAUAUAACAGCCUUGCGAGACAUACUUGUUUGUCACGAGGCUGUGACGAUUUUUAUUUUAUUUUAUGAUUUAACUUACGUACGACAGUAUCAGUAACGGGGGAGAAAACCGUAGACUUCUUUUUUAAACAGUUUACAGCCAGAGAUCUGGCAAAUUAGGAGAAGUUGUAAUGUCGAUGUUUCUUCGAUAUGGCAGAUUUUCAACUAUUUUUGUAGCAUUGCAAGCUUAUUGUAUAAAGCUUUUUAUCGAUUAUUCCGUUUUCGUUUCUGUAGAAUAGCUAGGGAAAAGUUCAGGGCAAAUGUUAUUGGAUUUGACAGUUUUGAAAUUUUCCGCAGUUUGUAAGUUUAAGCACAAGAGCAGUAAGAGCGCGUUUUCAAAGAAUAUUUGAGUGUCUUUACAUGGAGAAAUUUGCCUUAGGGCUACGACCACAACCUUUAAAUGGGUAAAGAAAAGAUUGUAAUCGGAUUAUGCUAGGUAAUUAAUAAAGGUUAAUAGGUAUUUUCAGGGGUCCUUUUUGCAUGCACUGUGAAAUAGGAAUUCCCACACGAUUUCAUAGAAUCCUUAAUAAGUGUGCGGAAUGCUUCCGAUACAUACCACCUACACUUUACACCAAAACUUCAACCCUAUUUCAGUCUAAUUUCAGGAAUGAAGCGAUAUUUUUAGAAGAUCAAUUUUACAAGCAUACUCUAAAGUUUGCGUUACUUACAAGACUCUCCAUGGACUCGCCCCUGCUUAUAGUAAAUAUCUUCUUCAAAGUUACCUCCCGGCACGGGAUAUCUUAUAGGUCUUUAAAGAUAAAUCUGCUAGCCGUUAACGUGCUUUUAAGAUAAGCAGUUAUGGCCGUUGUGCUUUUUCUGUUGCUACGCCGCUUCUUUGGAACAGUCCUCCUCAGCAUAUUAGGGAUGCUGGAUCACUGGACAUUUUAUGCGCUUUUUUAAAUUGAUGACUCGACUGUGGUGUUUUUAUAUGUUACAUCAUCAGCAGGGGGCACAAGAUAAGUCUGGGAAGACGUGUGUCGCCGAUGCCUUCAAACCCUGAGCCAACCCACAAAAAUUCUUCGUUUCUCUACCUUGUUUAAGACAAGAGAACUUCGUUCGUAACCCUGAAAAGCAUUUUCAAAGGCAGAUACGUGUUUACGCUCUAGUUACAGAGAAUACUAUCCAUUUAUUCAUUUACUUAUUCAUAUAUUUAUUCAUUGAUCUACUUAACAUAUUUUUUAAGGUUAUGGACUAAAGUGCAAAUCGUGCAUGGUUGAUGGCGGGUGGGAUGAAUGCAAAAAUUAUACAGACGUGAUGACUUGUCCAGCUGGUCAGGAUCGCUGCGCCAAAGCGAAAGCAGAAGCCUUGGUUGGAAGCAAGACGUACACUUACUAUGUCAAGAGUUGCGCCUUUGACAAAGAAUGCAAAGAGAAAGAUUGUAGCCGAAUAGGUCAAAGGAUUCCAAACUUCAAGAAGAUCAUCAAGUGCAAUGUGGCCUGCUGCAAGACUGACCUGUGUAAUGAUGGAGCUGGAAUCUCAAUGGUCAGCGGCUUUACGCUGUUUAUAUGCGCUCUUGUAGCAUUAACCCGUUCGAAGGUUUCCAAAGACUGA
Molecule: messenger RNA, 2064 nt
Organism: Porites lobata
Lineage: Eukaryota; Metazoa; Cnidaria; Anthozoa; Scleractinia; Poritidae
Source: the annotation of a GenBank genome assembly